CCCAGGCAGCCCGGGCGGCCUGAACAGCCUAAAAGGAAGCCUUUGCGACUCCAGCUGCUCCGCGGACUGCGAGCUGUGGCGGCAGAACCCCGCUACAGCAAUCGCAGUCUCCGUGGAGCGAGUAGAAGCCUUUUCUCUUUUUUACCUACCACCUCAUUUCUACCCUAGUGGCGUGGACAACAAGUUCUCCGUGGGGGAUACAAAAAACACCCUAGUGCAAUCCUGCCUGGUAUGGACUUGUUGUCCGGGACGUAUAUAUUUGCGGUUCUGUUAGCAUGUGUCGUGUUUCAGUCUGGCGCCCAGGAGAAGAACUACACCAUUCGGGAAGAAAUGCCAGAAAACGUCCUCAUAGGCGAUUUGCUGAAAGACCUCAACUUGUCGCUAAUUCCAGACAAGUCUUUAACAACUCCUAUGCAAUUCAAGUUAGUAUACAAGACCGGAGAUGUGCCACUGAUUCGAAUUGAAGAGGGCACAGGUGAGAUCUUCACUACUGGAGCUCGCAUUGAUCGUGAGAAAUUGUGUGCUGGCAUCAUAGUGGACACCCGUUGCUUUUAUGAAGUGGAGGUUGCCGUUCUGCCGGAUGAAAUAUUUAGAUUGGUUAAAAUACGUUUUCUGAUAGAAGACAUAAAUGAUAAUGCACCAUUAUUUCCUGCAACGGUUAUCAAUAUAUCAAUUCCAGAGAACUCGGCUAUAAACUCUCGAUAUGCUCUCCCAGCGGCCAUUGAUCCAGACACAGGAAUAAAUGGAGUUCAAAACUACCAACUAAUUAAGGGUCAAAAUAUUUUUGGACUUGAUAUCAUAGAAACGCCAGAAGGAGAGAAGAUGCCACAAUUAAUAGUUCAAAAGGAGUUAGAUAGGGAAGAAAAAGAUACAUAUGUAAUGAAAGUAAAGGUUGAAGAUGGUGGCUUUCCUCAAAGAUCCAGUACUGCUAUUUUGCAAGUCAGUGUUGCUGAUACAAAUGACAACCAUCCAGUUUUUAAGGAGGAUGAGAUUGAAGUCAAUAUACCAGAAAAUGCUCCUGUAGGUUCUUCAGUAACACAGCUCCAUGCCACAGAUGCUGAUAUAGGUGAAAAUGCCAGGAUUCAUUUCUAUUUCAGCAAUCUUGUCUCCAGCAUGGCCAAGAGGCUAUUUCACCUCAACUCUACUACUGGACUUAUCACAGUAAAAGAACCACUGGAUAGGGAGGAAUCUCCAAACCACAAGUUACUGGUUUUGGCAAGUGAUGGUGGAUUGAUGCCAGCAAGAGCAAUGGUGCUAGUAAAUGUUACUGAUGUCAAUGAUAAUGUCCCAUUGAUUGACAUAAGAUACAUCAUCAAUCCAAUCAAUGGCACUGUGGUUCUUUCAGAAAAUGCUCCUCUUAACACCAAAAUUGCUCUCAUAACUGUGACAGAUAAGGAUGCUGACCAUAAUGGUAGGGUGACAUGCUUUACAGAUCAUGAAGUCCCUUUCAGAUUAAGGCCAGUGUUCAGUAAUCAGUUCCUCCUAGAGACUGCUGCAUAUCUUGACUAUGAGUCCACAAGAGAAUAUGCCAUUAAAUUACUGGCUGCAGAUGCUGGCAAACCUCCUUUGAAUCAAUCAUCCAUGCUCCUCAUCAAAUUAAAAGAUGAAAAUGACAAUGCUCCAGUUUUCACUCAGUCUUUCAUAAGUCUUUCUGUUCCUGAGAAUAACUCUCCUGGUACCCAGUUGACAAAAAUAAGUGCAACAGAUGCAGACACUGGGCGUAAUGCUGAGAUACAUUACCUGCUAGGCACUGAUGCUCCAUCUGAAUUCAACCUGGAUCAUCGUACAGGCAUUCUGACUGCAGUGAAGAAACUGGAUAGAGAAAAACAGGAAAAAUAUUCAUUCACAGUUCUGGCAAAAGAUAAUGGGAUGCCAUCUUUAAUAACCAAUGCCACAGUCUUAGUGACCGUUCUUGAUCAGAAUGACAACAGUCCAAUUUUCACUCACAAUGAGUACAACUUCUAUGUCCCAGAAAACCUUCCAAGACAUGGCACAGUAGGACUAAUCACUGUAACUGAUCCUGAUUAUGGAGAAAAUUCUGCAGUAACUCUCUCCAUUUUAGAUGCAAAUGAUGACUUCACAAUUGAUCCACAGACUGGUGUCAUCCGACCGAAUAUUUCAUUUGAUAGAGAAAAACAAGAAUCUUAUACUUUCUAUGUAAAGGCUGAGGAUGGUGGUAGGGUAUCACAUUCUUCAACUGCCAAAGUCACUAUAAAUGUGGUCGAUGUCAAUGACAACAAACCAGUUUUUGUUGUCCCUCCUUCCAACUACUCCUUUGAAUUGGUUCCACCAUCCGCUAAUCCAGGCACAGUGGUCUUCACAGUAGUUGCUAUUGACAAUGACACUGGCAUGAAUGCAGAGCUUCGUUACAGCAUUGUAGGAGGGAACACAAAAGGUCUGUUUAUGAUUGACCAAACAACAGGCAACAUUACACUGAAGGAGAAAUGUGUCCUUGCAGAUCUUGGUUUACACAAACUGAUAGUCAAAGCCAAGGAUUUAGGGCAACCUGAUUCUCUCUUCAGUGUCAUAAAUGUUAAUCUAUUUGUGAAUGAGUCGAUGACCAAUGCUACACUGAUUUAUGAAUUGGUGCGCAAAAACAUUGAAACACCAGUGACCCAAAAUAUUGAGACAACUGAUACAUCCUCACCAUCAAGUGACUAUGUCAAGAUCAUGGUUGCCAUUGUUGCUGGCACCAUAACUGUCAUUCUUGUUAUUUUCAUCACUGCUGUAGUAAGAUGCCGCCAAACACCACACCUUAAGGCUGCUCAGAAAAACAAGCAGAAUUCCGAAUGGGUUACUCCAAACCCUGAAAACAGGCAGAUGAUGAUGAUGAAGAAAAAGAAGAAGAGGAAGAAGCAUACCCCUAAGAACUUACUGCUUAACUUUGUCACUAUUGAAGAAGCUAAGGCAGAGGAUGCUGAUAAUGAUAGAAACACCGUCACACUAGACCUUCCCAUUGAAUUGGAAGAGCAAACCAUGGGCAAGUACAACUGGGGCACUACACCUACUACUUUCAAGCCUGACAGCCCUGAUUUGGCCCGGCACUACAAAUCUGCCUCUCCACAGCCUGCUUUCCAGAUCCAGCCGGAAACUCCCCUAAAUUCAAAGCACCACAUCAUCCAGGAACUGCCUCUUGAUAAUACCUUUGUGGGCUGUGAUUCCAUCUCCAAGUGUUCCUCCAGCAGUUCUGAUCCCUACAGCGUUUCUGAGUGCAGCUAUCCAGUGACAACUUUCAAGACCCCUGUGUCUGUACACACCAGACUGUUCACAUGAGCCCCAUGUUUUCUACCAAGGUGGAUCUUAAAUGGGUGGCAAACAUAACAGAUGCCUAACAUCUCAUCAUGGUGAGUUUUUACUUAUAUUUAACCAUGAAAAAUGUGAUCUCAUUUCCUAAUUCUCAUUGCUAUCAUUCUGUUUUUUGGAAACAUUUCUCAACAAAAACGUAUUUUUUUAUGACUAGCACUUUAUGUGUGUUGUGUAGCCUCAUAGCACUUUUCCGAGGGGUAAAUUUGUGAUUCACUUAAAAAUCUACAAUGAGUAGGGUUUGUGAAUUACUUUCACAGAGCAUCAUUUUUAAUAGAUUGGCUUGUGAAGUUUGUUAAAAGAGAAAAUUCUUGUUUCAACUGUUUUCAAAAUCAUAGAGAUUUUUAAGAGCUAGACUUAUUUUACAUGAAGACAUGAACAUACAGUAAGCAUACCACAGGUGAAAUAAAAAAUUGGAAGUGUUUUCCAAAUAUCUUCUGUUUAUUUUAUAUUAUUUUCUAAUCCUGAGAAAGCCAAUAAAAUUAAUAACUUUUAUUAAGACAUUUUAUUUUAUUUAGCAAAGAAAUCUUUUCCUAAAUGUAGGAUAAUAAUUUCACAGGACAAGCAAAAUAAGAAAAGUAAAUGCUAAUGAGAAUAAAAUCUUGGUUAUCAUUUGAUUUUUAUUAGCUAGAAGGACUAUCUUAGAAUCAAUGUGUUUUCAGAUGAAAUUCAACUUUUUCAGAUCUUAAGAAAUAGGUAAAUUAUGUAUUUUGUCAUUAGUUGACAGAUGUUUCAGAUUAAUUACUAAAUAUCUUCUGGACAUGAAUUGGUGAACUUAGGCAGACUAAUGUGAUAAUAAACAUAAUUUGAAUCCUCGUAUUUUUUGCAACAUUUGCAAUGUUCUUCACCCUUUCUAAUAUACACUUCAUUUUCUGAUUAAUGCCAAGAGAGUCAUCUUAUAUCCACUGAUGUUGCAGAAUGCUAAAUGUUCAUUGAGCACUGAAAAAGAACUCAUGUAUUUAUAAAAAUUCAAAUACAGUAGGUGUCUUUAAAAAAAAUCAUACAAAUUGGGGAAAACUGUCAGUCGAUAAAAUAAAAAUUCACUGUUCUUAAGGAAAUUCUGGCAGUGGAAUAAAAUGUUACUGUUAUCAGAAGGCAGAAUUAAAUUCAAUUGACUUUAAACAAAGUGAGAAAUACACUUUUCAAAGGAGACUUUAGGGUGAUAUUUACAUUUAGUUCACUGCUCAUCUGAAUAGAAAUAUGAGAGUGAAGAAAUGAAUUGGUUCUAGGAGGCAGUAAGAUAUAAGUGGAUUUAUAAAAAUUUCAUGUUUUAAAAAGAGAAUCAAGUAUUUUCCAUAGUUUUUUUUUCUGAUAUUUGUGUUCUGAAAAAUAUGGAACAUUCAUUAGAUAGAAGUGUAUCUAUUGCAGAAAACCAUUUAUACCUGGGUUUAAUGGUAUAAACCCAGCAAAGAUGCUCCUCUUUGAUAUAAAUUUUUACAAAUAUUCUGGAUGGCAUUUCUGUAUAUAUUGUAGUAGAAAUUUAAAACAAGAAGUUUGAAAGAUGAUCUUACAGUUUGCUUUUUAUUUCCAUCUUUCAGAGCAAGCAGAUAGUGUUUGGUUGGUGUGACUCUGAGAAAACAGUAAGAAUAAUCAUUUUAGAAUCAAUUUUGAUACUUCUAUAAAAGAGAUACAAUGCUAAAAUGAAACCUGCUUAACACAGUUCUCCCAUUAAAAUAUUGUGAAGAAAAUGUAUUUGGAAAAUAUGAAAUAAAUGAAUUUACUAUCUUGAAAUGGCCUUUUGUGUACAAGUCACUGUCUUAGCCAUGUAUUUGAGAUACUUCAU
Molecule: messenger RNA, 5086 nt
Organism: Odocoileus virginianus texanus
Lineage: Eukaryota; Metazoa; Chordata; Mammalia; Artiodactyla; Cervidae
Source: RefSeq, a predicted model, not a curated record